Messenger RNA from Anthostomella pinea, 846 nucleotides. The record is from the annotation of a GenBank genome assembly. Lineage: Eukaryota; Fungi; Ascomycota; Sordariomycetes; Xylariales; Xylariaceae.
AUGGCCAAGUUCAACGAUCUGGCUACGGAGUUGCGCCUCAUGAUCUGGGAGAUAUAUGCCCUACCUGAUGCUCCACUCCUGCACGUCAUAUCGAGCACGAAGCGCCAACUCACCUCCUUCAACAUGCUGAACUGCAAACACAUACCGACGAUCAGAAGCCUCAUGCAGGUCAAUCAAGAGUCCAGACAAGCAGUGCUUGGAAGCCGCCAGUUGGUACGGUUCCCCGGUGGCUCUGCUUGGGCUGCGUUCUACGGCGUUGGUCAACAACGGUCUGGAUGUUCGUCUCCAGCCUUGCAGAUCCUGUACCCCUUCUUCUUCGUGAACUGGGAGAAGGACAUGUUCUUGUUGGAUGAUCACCCUGACUGGUUUCCCACGUGGCCCAUUUUCAACACCAACGUCAGGAACAUGAAUAUUGAUGCCUUAGCGCACCAAGGGACCUACUGGCUAGGGCCGCCAGGCUACGGGCUUACCUUUGGUGAAACAAUGGACCGCAUGUUGCCCUGGAAUCAGCUCGCGUCCCUUCGGAGGCUGUCAUUGGUGUUCCGUCGUGGUGUUGUACGCAUAGAGUGUUCAGCGCCCCGGCCCGAGAGAAACGAGUUCGGCUUCGACCUAUGGAAUGGGGAAACGGAACACCACAUCAUGCCCCUCGAGGAUUAUGUCUCUGACAUCAUAUCAACCGCACGGGAGCAUCUUCCUGACCAAGACGCCAGGGGCUACCAGGUUGAUGUUGUCAUGGAACGCAUUGAUAUGCAUAUGAGAGAUGGGAAACAGCCUCCUAUCCUGAACCUGGGCUCGCCGGAGAUCCUCUCAGAGUGGAGUGUUUGUGAGCAAGUUUGGCAGCAGUGA